GAGAAUUACUCACGCCUGAGAGCAUGCUUUGGAACAGCAGUCUGGACAUCGUGUCACUAACAGCUGGGAUAUUCUUUUCAGCUGUUCAUUCACCUUUAUACUGCAUAACGGAUUUCUAGAUUGACGGGCCCAAAGGGCUGAAUUUGUUUCAGUUAUGAAAAAAGAGCAAGGACUGAAUUAUUUUACAGUGGUGUGCUGGAAGAGAAGAAAGAUGACCGAACCGUGUGUCAUCUUCCUGUAUAUCUGGAUUUUAUUAGCCGAAGCCUGAUGCCAAAGCUUUUUUUUUAUUGUGUUCUCUUCAUUUCUCAAUGACACAAUGGGAAACAACAUAGGCAGAGGGACUCAGAAGAGGAGGAGUCUGCUCUCUUAUUACAUCAUUUUUUUAGCCUUAAGAACAGAUUUAUUGUCCACUGGAGAAUCACAGCCAGAUUUUGUGUAUAUAUGAGCGAGUUCUGGGUGGAACCUUCAAGAGGAAAACAGACUGCUGGCAGAAACUGGAUCAUUUCUUGCUGCCCACUUCUUUUAGUCGCUCAGCCAUCAUGUCUCAGCCUGGUCAGGAAGAUGAACAAACUCAACGUCCUGAAAUGAGAGAAGAGGACCUGACUGAAGCUAAGACCAAGCUGGGUACCGGCGGGGCUGCGAAGAGCAAAACUUUUGAAGUAAUGGAGGAAUGCGAGAAAAUUGGUAAAGCUGCUCCCUCAGUGUUCAGUGGAGCGAGGUCAGGAGGAGAGACCGUUUUCAACACACGCUCCGCUCGACCGGUCAGGAAGUGAAGGGAAACUUCCCGACUACAGCUGGACAGCAGCUGUUCCAUGUUAAGGAGUCUCCCGCUCUAACUCAGCCUUUUGAAAGUCUUGCAAACUUUUAGAAGUUGCAUGUGUCAUGAGGUCAUGCCAACAAGCUCCAGGUUUACACGUACAGAACACAAGUUCAUAACUUUAAAGCAUUUACCGUAGACCCCCUGAGGAAAUGUGGCCAAGUACAUUUCUUCAACAAAUGCCUUUCUAUACAAAGUUGUCACACUGCUUUGUUCUUCUGCUUCACUAUGUUACAAAUGGGCGUUGCAUCGCAAUUAUCUAACAACUGUAUAAUACACGAGUCAUUAGAGAUAAACUUACCCAACUCUCACAUGUACAGCUGGACAGAUUAGUGUAAUAUUUAACCAAUCACUCACUUACUGAAAACGUUCUUUAACCUUUUUUUUAUAAUCUUUGGUUAGUGUUGGGAUGUGAAAGUUGCAGAAAUAAAUUAACUCACCCAACUGAAUCCU
Molecule: messenger RNA, 1270 nt
Organism: Menidia menidia (Atlantic silverside)
Lineage: Eukaryota; Metazoa; Chordata; Actinopteri; Atheriniformes; Atherinopsidae
Source: the annotation of a GenBank genome assembly